Molecule: messenger RNA, 1073 nt
Organism: Cornus florida
Lineage: Eukaryota; Viridiplantae; Streptophyta; Magnoliopsida; Cornales; Cornaceae
Product: protein Iojap, chloroplastic
Exons: 5
Coding region: 52-729 (225 amino acids)
Biological process (GO): negative regulation of translation; negative regulation of ribosome biogenesis
Molecular function (GO): ribosomal large subunit binding
Source: RefSeq, a predicted model, not a curated record
UCUGUACUGCAUAAAAAAAAAAAUCUCAAAGGGUAUUGUUCUAACAAAGCAAUGGAAGUGUACUCUACCGUCUCUAUCAUCGUUUCCGGCUCUCUUCCUCAUGUUUCCUUCGCCGGGAUUCAUGCUGGAAAUCGAAUUUCCGGCGAACUCCGGCAUCUGGGUCGUGGAGUAUUCAAUGUUUCUCUGAGAACCAGAAAUGUUUCGCGGUCUUUGAGGGACUCUUCGAUGUCUUCUCGGAUGGCUCUUGGCUCGAAUUUAAGUGAAGAUACUGAUGAUAUGUUCGAUAACUUAUUUGAAAGAUAUGGAAAAGUGAUCUUUACCAGAAAUGACCAAAAGCCUUCAAGUGCAGAGGUUGCUGAUGAUGCUGAAAGCUUGUCCUUUGCUGUGGCAGCGGCUAAGGUUGCAAGUGAUGUGAAGGCUGCAGACAUUAAGGUCCUCUUUGUGAAGCCUUUAGUAUAUUGGACUCGGUUUUUUAUCAUUGCCACUGCAUUUUCACGCCCUCAGAUUGAUGCUAUUGGGUCCAAAAUAAGAGAUCUAGCUGAGGAAAAAUAUGGAAAAGUUGCAUCUGGGGACUCAAAACCCAACUCCUGGACCUUAUUGGACUUUGGUGAUGUAGUGGUCCACAUAUUUCUCCCUCCACAGCGAGCUUUCUACAACUUGGAAGAGUUUUAUGGCAAUGCAACACUCAUUGAACUGCCUUUCGAAAACCAACAACCAUUUCGCAGUUGAAAUCAGUUUCCAAAGUCCCCGAGAGAUAUUAAAGGCUAAUGGCAAUGGGAUCUUGAUGAAUCAACAUGGAAGAGGAGGCAAAUCCAUCUCUGCUUCUUUUGGUUUGUCUACUAUCAAUAUCAUCAUGAUGAUUAGGGAGCUGAAGAUUAGAUAGGUUGAAAUUUCCAUGCCCAGCCUGCUUGCGCAAAGUGAAGCAUUGUUAAUCAGAUGAAGCAGUAGUUGCAUAAGCAUUGAGGUUGUGUUAUUCUUUGCAGUGAAGAACCCUACUUAUUUCUUUGCUUGUAUAUGCAAAAAUCGUCACCACUUCAAAAGAAAGAAGCUUGAGAUGUUCCCUUUUGUUUCUC